Arachis ipaensis is the source of this 1310-nucleotide messenger RNA. The record is from RefSeq and is a predicted model, not a curated record. NCBI's taxonomy places the organism in Eukaryota, Viridiplantae, Streptophyta, Magnoliopsida, Fabales, Fabaceae.
CGUACUUCCAGCAUUUGAUUCCCCCCAAUUGUUCAGAAAUCCGCGUCUUGUGUUUUUGGUAGCGCGCCAAACGAGCAGGCGCAGAGCCCCGAUUCAUCAGCGGAAGAACCCACCCAGAAACCCCCAAUCUUUCGAGCUUUCCUCUGUCAUCCACAAUUCCUGAAACUCAUACUCUCUCCUGUCUAGUCGCGCAGUUCCCAUCACGACCUCUCCCCGUCACUGGGAAAUUGGAGAGCAGAGACUUCUUUCUCAUUUCCAGAAGCCGUUGGUUUGCAGAGAAGAUGAUAGAUGCGUCUCCUUUCUCUUCAUUGGAGGACGCAAUCUCAUUUGCAAGGCAGUUGUGGUUCAAAGAGUCCCGUAUACAAUCAUGGUUGGAUGCCUUCUCUGGACACAGUCACCUCUUUCGAGCCAUUCGUUAUGCCCCGGGAUCAAUGAUGAGGGAAAUGCUUCAUUGGGACCGAAAGUACCGGGCUAAAUUUGGGUUUGAGUUUAUAACAAGUACGGAAACAUGGUUAUCACAGGAAAUACUUGACGAGGUGAAGAUGGCUAGGAAAGGUCGGUACACGAAAAAGCCAAAAUCAGGACCAGGAUGUCAGCAACCUCUAACCGCUCCACCUUCGGGCUCAGGUUCCCACCAGGCUGACUCUCAAGUCCUCCCCGCUGGUGGUGACGGCAUCCCUCCAACUUCCCGCCCAUUUCGUCCGCCGCGCAGUGAACCUAGGCCUGCUACACAAAUGAGCGCAAAUAGCGUUCACAACUCGGAGCUAGGCCAGGAGACCCUUUUGGAGGCUAAUGCUCCAGAGGUAGAAUCUCGUGAUCAUGAAGAUGACGACCACUCUAGUGCUUCUGGAGCUCAGAGUCGUAAAAGGCGCAAGACUACAGAAUUUUGGACAGUUAAGAUAAUCGAUUCUGACGGCACAGUCAAGCCGGCAAGAUUAAGCGUGAGGGAGGCUAUGGAACGGCCUAAUGGGAGAAGGAUCGUGCUGAGAUUCAACAACGAAAUGCAGCCAAUUGGAGACGAGGCUGGACUGCUAAGUGGGGUGCUUGGUCUGCUUGGAUCUGACUACGCAAAAUUUCCUAUCGGUAAGGAAAGUUGGCACAAGGUUACCACUAAAAACAAGGUGUAUAACGAAUGUGUGAAGCAAAUUUUUCAUUUUGACGAAGAUAGUGAAGGUAGUAUCAAGAAAUAUAUUUUGCAAAGUAUGGGAAGGUCUUGGAAGGAAACUAGGCUGAGGUUGUAUAAUGCCUUCUACGAGCCAACAUUCACAUUUGAGCAGAAUAUCGAGCACCGUCCACCGGAAAUUGAUUGA